CCGGAAGUGUGGCAGCAGUGUGGCCGGAAGCGCGGCGCUCCGGACCGGAAGCGGGACCCCGCCGUGGCAGCCGCGGGCGGGAGGCGCGGUGCGCGGCCACCCCCGGCAUGGAGAGGCGCCGCGGGCUCGGGGCAGAUGAAGGCGAUGGCGCGGGGCUGAAUGGCCUCAUCCUGCUCCUCCUCAGCGCCCGCGGCGAGACGGCCGAGGAGGGCAGCAGCCCGGGCCGCAGCCUGGCACGCUCGUUGCAGAAGGCGGAGGCCGCGCUGCGCAGCUGCGUCCGUCCCGGGCUGCGGCGCCUGCUGCCCCCACGGCCCCGGCAGCGCCGCGACACCGACAGUGACACUGACGGCGACACUGAUGGCGAGGAGGAGGAGGAGGAGGCGGCCGAAGGCGCCAGCCUGGUGCCAGCGCUGGAGCAGAGCUUCCCGGGGCUGCGCCAUGCGCUCAGCAUCCGCGAGGACCCGCACACCGAGACCUUCCACGGGCACGUGCGGCCACAGCCCGGCAACACCGGCGAUGCCUUCUCCUACCAUGCCGCGCACCCCUGCGUGGCGCAGCGUGGCGCCGCCCUGCACGCGCUGCUGCGGCACCGCCACCUCCUGCGCCUCGUCCGCGCCUAUAGCUGCCGCCUGCACGCAGCCUCGGCCUUCCUGCGCCGGCUCCUGGCGCUGACCGACCCGCCAACGGCCGCCGUCCCGCCGCUGCAUGCGCUGUGCCGGGAACUGCGAGCGCACACCAGGCACUGGAGCGUGCUGCGGCGGCGCCUGCGCGGCAACCCGUGGCUGCGGCCGCUGCUGCUGCACCGGCACGAGGCGGUGGCGGGGAUGCGGCGGGCGCUGCUGCUGCUCGCACUGCACGCGGUGCGGCUCGCCGAGCGCCACGCCGAGAAGCGGCUGCGGGUGCUGGCACGGGAUUUCUGCACUGUGGCUCCGGCACCACUCGCCGACCUCUUCCAGGGACUGGAGCUGUACAACCAGGCCGUGGCCGAGCUGGAGCCGGAGCUGCGUGGCGCUGGCAUCGCCGAUGGCUGCCGCGCCUUCCCUGUGAGCCGCGUGCUGGCAGUGCUGGCGGCUGAGCGCGGGCGGGCAGCGGCCGAGCGGCUCGGACCCCUCCUGCAGCUGCAGGACGCCGGCACCGAGCGCGAGUGCUGGGACGACAUCGCGGUGCCUUGGCCGCCAGAGCACGGCAACGCUGAAGGUUCUGGAACGGCCGAGGCAGCCGGGAUCGCCGCGGAGCUGCGGGCGCUGUGCCGGGAGGACGAGGAGCUGCUGGGCCUCAUCCUGCACGUGCCGGGCGCCGGCUGGACGUCGGCACCGGGGUCGGACGCGCUGCUCGCCCAGUACCGGCCUCAGUUCUGGGGCACCGCCGGCACCGCGCUGGAGCAGCGCCUGGCACCGCCCCACGCCGGGGCUGCCGGCAGCGCUGCACGCGGGCUGGCACGUGCCCUCGCCCACGGUGAGGGGGGCCGGGGGGGCGGUGGGGACCCCAACUCCGCCGUGGGGCUCUGACCCCCAUCUCCCCACAGCGCGGACACCCCCCGAGUGCGAGGAGGAGCUGCGGCGGCUCUGCCUGCGCCUGCUGUGCCGCGACGCCCUGCGGAGCUGGGAGCGAGGGUUCCCGCAGGCGCUGGGCGCCGGGCGCUGGGCCGCGGGGUCGGUGCUGCGGCCACAUCCGGAGGCAGCGCUGAGCGAGGCUGCGCAGGGGCUGCGGCGACUGCACCCGGCGCUGCGCUGCGCCCUGCGGUGCCUGCCAG
This is a messenger RNA of Cuculus canorus (common cuckoo), 1753 nucleotides long. RefSeq lists its product as uncharacterized. The transcript has 4 exons. Lineage: Eukaryota; Metazoa; Chordata; Aves; Cuculiformes; Cuculidae. The record is from RefSeq and is a predicted model, not a curated record. Bases 108 to 1508 code for a protein of 466 amino acids.